Salvia hispanica is the source of this 2131-nucleotide messenger RNA. RefSeq names its product calcium-dependent protein kinase 13 (gene CPK13). Gene Ontology annotation, molecular function: ATP binding; calcium ion binding; protein kinase activity. Lineage: Eukaryota; Viridiplantae; Streptophyta; Magnoliopsida; Lamiales; Lamiaceae. The record is from RefSeq and is a predicted model, not a curated record. Gene Ontology annotation, biological process: protein phosphorylation.
AAACAAAGAGAGUGAUCUCUCUGCAAAAAGAGAAAUAUCUGUACCGUUACUCAAACCCAGCUAACCUUGAGUGAGCCCUCAAACUCACACUGACUGAGAAAUUCACACAUUCUAUGUGAAAAUUUUACAUACAUUCAAUGUUAAAUCUGAGAUUCUGCUACAUCUAGGGUUUGUACUUGACCGAACUCAAUUGUGAAUGGGGAAUUGCUGUAGAUCUCCGGCUUCCGUAGCCAGAGAAGACGUCAAGUCGGGAAACUUCUCCGGCCACGACCCCGGCCGGAAGGAUAAGUCCUCCGGAAUCGCGAAGAAGCCAAUCGCAGUUUUGACGGAUGCGGAGAAGGAGAAUAUCGAGGAGAAGUAUUUAGUCGAUCGCGAGCUGGGGAGGGGGGAAUUUGGGGUGACCUAUUUGUGCAUUGAGCGGGAAACCAGGGAGAUGUUGGCUUGCAAGUCGAUUUCGAAGCGGAAGCUGCGGACGGCGGUGGAUGUGGAGGAUGUGAGGAGGGAGGUAGCGAUAAUGAAGCAUUUGCCGCAGAACUCGAGCAUCGUCAGCUUGAAAGAGGCGCGGGAGGACGAGAAUGCCGUGCAUUUGGUGAUGGAGCUGUGCGAGGGAGGGGAGCUGUUUGAUAGGAUUGUUGCGAGGGGGCAUUACACGGAGCGGGCGGCGGCUGCGGUGACCAGGACGGUUGUGGAGGUCGUGCAGCUGUGCCACAAGCAUGGGGUUAUUCAUAGGGAUUUGAAGCCCGAGAAUUUCCUGUUUUCGAAUAAGAAGGAAAAUUCGCCUCUUAAAGCGAUUGAUUUCGGAUUGUCUAUUUUCUUCAAGCCAGGUGAGAGAUUUUCUGAAAUUGUUGGGAGCCCUUACUACAUGGCGCCGGAGGUACUCAGGCGAAAUUAUGGGCCAGAAAUAGAUAUCUGGAGUGCAGGGGUCAUUCUUUAUAUCAUGUUGUGUGGGGUUCCUCCCUUCUGGGCAGAGUCCGAGCAAGGUGUAGCCCAGGCCAUCAUACGUGGGAAAAUCGACUUUGAACGCGAACCAUGGCCAAGUAUAUCUGACAGUGCCAAGAGCCUUGUAAGACAGAUGCUUGAACCAGAUCCUAAGCUCCGAUUGACAGCACAGCAAGUUCUUGAGCAUCCCUGGCUCCUAAAUGCGAAGAAGGCUUCAAAUGUUCCUCUUGGAGAUGUUGUCAAGUCAAGACUGAAGCAGUUCUCCUUGAUGAAUAGAUUCAAGCGAAAGGCCCUUAGGGUCAUUGCUGAUUUCUUAUCUAAUGAAGAAGUUGAAGGAAUCAAAGAUAUUUUUGCAAGGAUAGACACUGAUAGUGAUGGUAUUGUUUCAACUGAUGAACUCAAGGCUGGAUUAAAAAAUUCUAACUCACAGAUGACAGAGACAGAAAUACAAAUGCUCAUUGAAGCUGUGGAUGCAAAUGGUAAAGGAACAUUGGACUAUGGAGAAUUUCUUGCUAUUUCACUCCAUCUGCAGAAGAUUUCCAACGAUGAGCAUCUUCACAAAGCUUUCUCCUAUUUUGACAAAGACGGAAAUGGUUACAUUGAGCCUGGGGAGCUUCGGGAUGCCUUGAAAGAAGAUGGCGAAGAUGAUAGUGCAGAUGUGGCAAAUGACAUUUUUCAGGAGGUUGACAGGGAUAAGGAUGGACUUAUAAGCUAUGAUGAAUUUGUAGCCAUGAUGAAAACUGGCACAGAUUGGAGAAAAGCUUCACGACAUUACUCAAGAGGGAGAUUUAAUAGCCUGAGCAUAAAGCUGAUGAAGGAUGGUUCGGUUAACUUGGGCGGGUAAAUAUGACUGUUUCUCUCAUCUGUACGAGUUACCAAGUUGUUUCCCUUUGUAGUGAAAUUACCAUUGUUAUCAUUAUUAUGGCUUCCACAUAUACAAUGGGGUUCCAUCUGAUUGGUAACCUAGAAAGAUAAUGUAUGGGGUGAGUACAAUUGACUAGCACAGAGCUUGCUGGUCCCCGAGACACUGAUAUAUCGUAUUCUCUCCCCCAAUUCAACAUCUCCCUCUGUUUCGUCAUUGACAGAUGAUUUAGAUGUCUGAUACUGAUUAUUACUAGUAAAUAUAUUUGUCAAAAGAAUAGCUCUCAGCGAACAUGUGAUUUGUGCAAAUUAAAACAAUUUUCUUUGUGUU